AUGUUGCAAGUAGUGAUGUCCGGUCUACGAUGGGUGAUCGAUUUGCAGUAUCAUAUCAGGGCUGUUGCUGCGAUGCAUUUUUAUCGUUGUCUCCGAUCCGGUCAUUAUUUAGUUGUUCUGAAACGUAACAGUCCGGUGGGCUUUUUCGGUGUGUUCGAUGUUCAGCCGGGCGCCUAUGCCGAGGAACGGUUUAUCAAAGUUGCAGCACCGUAUGCACUUGGUCCUCCAAUACAGUUCAUUUCUUUUCUGGAUAAUUACGUCGGCUCUUCGUUCAGCCUUCAUCGGAUAAAAUGGCGUCUGAAAGCGCUUACGCCCGAUGUUGAUUCGAUACUGGAGGGUUUCGAGGAUGGCGACAGCAUCGUUGUUUUACGUCUGGACGUCUCGAAAAUGUGUGCUUUUAUGCGGCAGUUCUAUGGGCAGCUCUUUUUUGUGCCGCGAGAUUCAGAAGAAUGUUGCGCAGUUGGACCACACUGCAGCGUAUUACAGUUCAGGUACCCGAUGCUAUAUGAGGGUGAAACUGCUGAAAAUAUUAUGAAACUUUUGAAAACAAUUGAAGCGAAAUCGAACGAAGGAAAAAGAAGCAUAACAAUGAUCGUGGGAAACAAAGGUACGGGCAAAUCAAUGCUUACUCGAGUAAUCGCAAAUUCCCUUCUUAAAAACUUUCGACCGUCGGUUUAUAUUCUCGAUUGUGACAUUGGACAAGCUGAAAUGAAUCCACCAGGAUGUGUUUCUUUGCUGAAAGUGAAUUCACCACUUUUAGGUGUGCCGAUGUUCCAGCAAAGGACCAUUCUAGCGGACACGUACUUCUAUGGUAGAAUUGUCUUUAAAGAUGACAUGACAUCGUAUUUGAUGCUUCUUCGCAGGUUGCUGGAGCGUUUCAAGAGUGUCAGUGAUCCAUCUUCUCCUUUAUUAAUCAACACAUGCGGAUGGGUUGAAGGUAAAGGCUCCAGGCUUCUAGAUGAUUUGUUGAAGCUUUUUGAUCCCGAUUUUUUAUUCACUCUGUUGACGCCAACGGGACCAAAUUACCAGGUAACGAAAUUAAAUUAUUUGAUUUCCAAUCUUCUAGUUAGUAGUCAACAAAAAAAGAGAUUCUAUACGAUAGAUUUAUUUGUGUUUUGCCUUACUACCUCUUCAAUAGGAUGGCGUGCUGAACAUCGAGGAUAAGU
Molecule: messenger RNA, 1166 nt
Organism: Gongylonema pulchrum
Lineage: Eukaryota; Metazoa; Nematoda; Chromadorea; Rhabditida; Gongylonematidae
Source: the annotation of a GenBank genome assembly